Neocloeon triangulifer is the source of this 972-nucleotide messenger RNA. RefSeq names its product glutathione S-transferase 1-like. The record is from RefSeq and is a predicted model, not a curated record. Gene Ontology annotation, molecular function: glutathione transferase activity. Gene Ontology annotation, biological process: glutathione metabolic process. The coding region runs from base 188 to 841 and encodes 217 amino acids. The transcript has 6 exons. Lineage: Eukaryota; Metazoa; Arthropoda; Insecta; Ephemeroptera; Baetidae.
AAAUAAUAUAAUGCCAGUCGCGCCCCUCCGCUGUACCCACACUCCGCGGCGCUCCGCGGCUUCACUCUCACUCUUUUGGUGGUUAGCGUUCAGUUACUGCGGUCGCGUGAUAUUAUUAAAGCGUUAAGUAUUCGUACUUGAAAGUUUAGAUCCAGUUAAGCCAGUAUCGCACAGAUAAGAAAAAAUAAUGCCUCUUGACUUGUAUUGCAUGGACCCGAGCCCCCCGAACCGGGCGGUCUAUCUGUGCCUUGAAGCCCUCGGCAUUGAGGUGAACAAAAAACCCGUCAACCUUUUCAAAAAAGAGCAACUCAGUCCAGAGUUUACAAAGAUCAACCCUCAGCAUACUGUGCCGACCUUGGUGGACGACGGAUUUGUGAUCUGGGAUAGCCACGCCAUUUGUGCCUACUUAGUGAACAAGUACGGAAAGGACGAUUCUUUGUAUCCCAAGGACCCCCAGAAAAGGGCUAUUGUUGACCAGCGCCUGCACUUUGACACUGGAAUUUUGUUCACCCGUCUCCGCGAUAUUACGUUUCCUCUGCUCUUCUUGAAAUGCAAGGAAAUUCCUGAGGACAAGAAACAGAGAGCUCGAGAUGCCUAUGCAUUCCUGGAGACGUUUUUGGAGGGCAACGACUAUCUUGCUGGAAAUAAUUACACCAUUGCGGAUAUUUGCUGUAUUUCUACUGUGACCAGUCUUGUGGAGGCGCUUCGUGUGAGUGCUGAUGAUUUUCCCAACGUCAAGGCUUGGAUCCAGCGCUGCAAGGACAACCUGCCAGGCUAUCAGGAGGCCAAUCAACCUGGGUUGAACAUCUUCAAGGGUGCCGUCGAUGCUGAACUGGAUUAAUUUUCACAUUAAGGAGAGAAUAUUAUUAUUUCACAUAAUUAUAUUAAGCCAAGAAUUAAAUUCAAGUCAAAAAUAGACUCAUGUCAUUAUAUUUAUAUUUUAAAAAUGCAUUUAAUAAAACAUGAAGCAUA